Messenger RNA from Paramuricea clavata, 567 nucleotides. NCBI's taxonomy places the organism in Eukaryota, Metazoa, Cnidaria, Anthozoa, Malacalcyonacea, Plexauridae. The record is from the annotation of a GenBank genome assembly.
AUGGCAACAUCCACGAAAACACAUUAUUUUGAAACGAAUGCUGCUGAGAUUAGAGUUGUUGAAUUGUUAAAAAAAAUGAUAGAGAAUGGAAAAUUAACUUAUUAUCGUUAUACAAGCAUAACAUCUACACCGUUUUAUGAUCAGCGGCGGGAGAGUGGUGAGAAAAAAACAAUCGUAAGACGGGGUUUGAAAUUGUGCGGUGUUCUUCAAUUUAAGGAUCGCGUUAGCCCUUCAGCAGCACGUCGAUUAUUUGCAGUCAAAACGAUUUUUUUAUCUGCGCUGGUUACGGUGAGAAGACCCAUUGUGUUAGUAUUGAUGCGGUUAUGGGUGCUUUGCGAAUAUUACGACACACAUUACUCAGAAAUACGAUGCUCGAAUACGCCAAUUGGUUUUGGCGGUAAAAAAACAGAAAAUGAAGCACGUUAUAUGAAACCCUAUAUUAUGGCGUUGUCCGAGUACACCCAAUGUAAAAAAGAUGAUUUUUGUUACGCCCAUUUAACGGGCGCGCGAAAAAUAUGUAAAUAUAAAAUGAUGUUAGAAAAGAAACUGGUUAAAAAACAAGUAUAG